GUCGGAUUCAGAGAGAUUAGACAUGUUUCAGACUUGAGACCAGUGGUAAACUCUCAUCCACAAGGCCGAAGAGUAGAUCCCAAUGCCCCGGACAAGUAUUUGAGCCCGUUGAAAUGUUUGACCGUCGCUCUCCCUCAAACGUUCACUCUUUGUAAUUCGUCGUUCCGAUACGAAUCAUCUGAGAACCCUCGACGGGUUUUGACCAAACCCAGCAAACCGGUUUACAACGAUGGAGUGGAUAAUGAAGAUUGGGAUUACAUCUUAUACGUCAAUGAUGUCUUGGGAGGCGAAAAUGGUGGCGAUAGGUAUCUCAUCCUCGACGUGCUUGGACAAGGCACAUUCGGCCAGGUGGUAAAAUGUCAAAACAUGCGGACGCAUGAUAUAUGCGCGGUCAAGGUGGUCAAAAACAAGCCAGCGUAUUUGAAUCAGAGUAAAAUGGAAGUUGCGAUCUUGGAUAUGCUGAACAAACAAUAUGAUCCAAACGAUCGGCACCACAUCCUGCGAAUGUUCGAAAGCUUCACUCACAAAAAUCACCUUUGUCUCGUAUUUGAAUGUCUCAGCUCCAACCUUUACGAACUCAUUAAGCAAAAUCAAUUCAAAGGUCUGAGCAUCAGCUUGGUCAAAGUCUUCACUGGGCAAUUGCUUGAUUGUUUACAAGUUUUAAAAGAGGCGAGGUUGAUACAUUGUGAUCUAAAACCAGAAAAUAUCCUUCUGAAGUCGUUGCAAUCUCCGCACAUCAAAGUGAUCGACUUUGGUUCAGCUUGUCACGAAAUGCAAACUGUAUACACAUAUAUCCAAUCUCGAUUUUACCGUUCGCCCGAGGUCCUUCUAGGUCUUCCCUAUUCCACAUCCAUCGACAUGUGGUCUCUCGGAUGUAUUGUAGUGGAACUCUUCCUCGGUCUGCCAUUGUUCCCAGGUACCAGUGAAUAUAAUCAAGUCUCUCGAAUUGUGGAUAUGUUAGGUGUUCCUCCUCAUCAUUUACUCGAAAAUGGUAAACAAACCCAUGAAUUCUUCAAUUUUGUCGGUGUGGAUGCCCAUGGAAGGAAACAAUACCAACUCAAACCUAUGGACCAAUACGCUUCUGAACAUCGAACGAAUGAACAACCGAGUAAACAAUAUUUCUCUCAUACCAAACUCAAAGAUAUCAUCAUGGAAUAUCCAGUGUCUAAACGGAACGCCAAGCAAUCUGACAUUGACAAGGAAAUGGCUUUCAGACGAUCUUUCAUCGAUUUCGUUGAAGGACUUUUGGAGUUGGAUCCACUCAAACGAUGGACUCCACAACAGGCUGCGAAACACCCAUUUAUCAGUGGCGAGCAAUAUACUGGACAUUUCGUGGUA
Molecule: messenger RNA, 1338 nt
Organism: Tremella mesenterica DSM 1558
Lineage: Eukaryota; Fungi; Basidiomycota; Tremellomycetes; Tremellales; Tremellaceae
Exons: 6
Biological process (GO): peptidyl-serine phosphorylation; peptidyl-threonine phosphorylation
Cellular component (GO): nucleus; cytoplasm
Molecular function (GO): protein tyrosine kinase activity; protein serine/threonine kinase activity; ATP binding
Source: RefSeq, a predicted model, not a curated record